AUGUCCGCUGCAGAUGUGUUUGAUAAUGAAGAUGGGGAAGAGUAUGAGGGCUCAAGCUUCGGUGGCUUUGGCGACUAUUUCCGACGCAAGAAGUUGAAGUUACAGAACCUUGAUGCAGAAGUCCGCGCAUCAUCGCCCAAUAACCCGCCUAUAUUCCGUGGAGUAGUAGCACACGUUAACGGUUACACACAGCCAUCUCUAAACGAUCUUCACCGUUUGAUCGUGAGUCAUGGAGGAGGAUUUCUUCAAUAUUUGGACGGGAAAACCUCCGCUACCCAUAUAUUAGCAAGCGUCUUGACACCAAAGAAGCGAGAGGAAUUCAGAAAAUACCGCAUCGUGAAGCCCGGAUGGGUGGUCGAAAGUGUAAAAGCUGGACGCCUUUUACCGUGGGAUAAAUUUAGGGUUGUGGAUGAGGGGCAGUCGCAGAAAGUACUCACAUUUGGAGGCGAUGGCCGAGUACAAAGUCAGGCCAACAUUCAAUUUCGCAACUACCGGGAUCAUACAGAGACGAGUUGGUAUACUUCACAGAUAAAAUCUGGGUUUGCUGACAUCACUGAGAAGAUGGAAACUACUGGUGCCAUAUCUCCAUCAGGGACAAAAGAUACCGCUGCAAUUUCCCCUUCCUCCCGCGAUCCAAACUUGGCAGUCGAAAGUGACCUUGGAAAUGAUAUGUUCCCCACACAGAACGACGGUAUUCCUGAUGAGGCGAUCGCUGGUUCUGAUCCCCAGGGAGAACUAGGAAUCACCCCAUCGCAACGCAUGUCGCCAAUCUCGGAAGAAACCAAGCGUCAAGGGCCUGUUUAUGAUCUCCAGAAUCACGUUGAUACAAAAUCUUCAAUGACCCCUGAGGUGUACAAUGCGAAGUUGCUCUCUGAUCCUCAUUAUCAAAACUCAAGUGUGGUUAAUUCCAAAUUCAUACAGCAAUUCUACUGCGAAUCACGUCUUCACCAUCUCUCUACAUGGAAAGCUGAACUCAAAGCCCAGAUCCAGAGUGCCGCCCAAGACAAAGGUUCAACACGAAAACCUGCUAGACAACGUGUGCCCGGAGUACGAAGAUACAUUAUGCAUGUCGAUUUUGACAGCUUUUUUGCUGCAGUGUCUAUACGAAAACAUCCCGAGCUCGCUGACCAGCCCGUCGCCAUCGCACAUGGCACCGGUCCAGGGUCUGAAAUUGCAAGCUGUAAUUAUCCCGCCCGUUCUUUUGGUAUUAAAAAUGGGAUGUGGAUGAAAGGUGCCCUGCAGAUGUGCCCAAACUUGAAAGUACUUCCUUACGACUUUGCUGCAUAUGAAGAGGCUAGCAGAAACUUUUAUGAUGUUAUACUUUCAAUAGAUGGAAUUGUCCAGAGCGUUAGCAUCGACGAAGCUCUUGUGGAUAUCACAAACAUCUGCCUUGAUGCUGGCGGUUCGGACGGUAUUGGUAUUUCUGAGGGCUCAAUAUAUCGGGAACAGGCAAAGGCCGAUGAAAUAGCGCAGAAAUUGCGGGAUUCCGUUAAAGAGCAAACUGGCUGCAAUAUAUCUGUCGGCAUUGGUGGCAACGUGCUACAGGCCAGAGUUGCGCUAAGAAAAGCAAAACCAGCUGGCCAAUUUCAACUGAAACCUGAUGCAGUCCAAGAUUUCAUUGGCGAGCUUACUGUAAAAGAUCUUCCAGGUGUUGCUCACAGUUUGGGAGGGAAACUGGAAGAACUUGGUGUCGUUUUCGUCAAAGAUAUCCGUGAACUUAGCAAAGAAAAGUUGACAUCCAGCCUAGGACCCAAAACCGGUGCAAAACUAUGGAACUAUGCCAGAGGUAUAGAUAAUACGGAAGUGGGAAUACAAGUUCCUCGAAAGUCAGUAUCGGCUGAGAUUAGCUGGGGUAUUAGAUUUGUCAGCCAAACCCAGGCUGAAGAAUUCGUUCAAAGUUUAUGCGAUGAACUCCAUCGAAGACUCGUUGAAAAUCUCGUUAAGGGAAAACAGUUGACAAUGCGGAUCAUGAAAAGAUCUACUGAUGCACCACUAGAACCUGUGAAACAUCUUGGACAUGGCAAAUGCGAUACAUUCAACAAAAGCGUCGCUUUAGGGGUGGCCACUAAUGCCAGCGAUAUUAUUGGGCGGGAGGCCAUCUCAAUUUUACGGGGGUUCAAAUUCUCUCCCGGUGAUCUGCGGGGUUUAGGGGUUCAAAUGACAAAAUUGGAACCCGUUAAACAAAGUAACGUUAGGAAGGUUGAAAGCAGUCAGAGGCAGCUCAGUUUCAAACCAUCUAGUCCUUCUCCAAAAAUGGAGAUUCCAGUAGAUCCCGAUGAGAUCAGCACUCCUCGAAAAGGAGAUCCAUCCAGCAAAUAUUUGCCAGCAUCGUUUAAAGGCUCUCCGUUUUUAACUGAUUCUUCUCAAAAACCAUUGAACCUGACAGGGACGAAGUUUAUGCUGCCAACACAGGUGGACCCUAAGGUGGUAGCAGAGCUUCCGAUGGAUAUUCGAUCGAAAUUGGCUCCUAGACAGAAACAUAAUCAGUCUCCUCGUCCAGAAUCACCCUCUCGGGCGGCGGCACAGUUGCCACCUCAGUCGCAGCUUGAUCCCGAAAUGCUUGCUGAAUUACCUGAGGAUGUUCGAGCGGAAGUAUUGGGUUAUUACAAGCGACCACUGAGUCCUCGGCCGGAGUCUCCACAGUUUGGCACGCCAAGGCGUAAUCGGACUGCAGCUUCAAGAGCCAGCAAGAGGGUUCCCACCCCAACAAAGACCAGAACAGGACGAGCGCGUGGGCGACCAUCUAACAAACUUACUGGGAAUACCACACUCCUACAGUCGAGUUUCAUUAAAUCACACCCUUCAACCACACCAGCUUUUGUCCAGGAAUCUCUAUAUGCGCCCAGUUUUCCUCAGGCUGAACUUGGUGGAAUUUCUGCUGAUUUCCUUGCUGCAUUGCCUGAAGAUAUACGGCGGGAAGUACUCAAGGAGCACAAACGCUCUCGUCUCCAAAAGCGAGCGGGACUUAACCUACCUCCACCGACGCGUAGGUCUCUAUUUCACAAACCGACUCCACGGAUCCCAGAACAGAAAAAGCUUACUCUCCCUCCACGUCCGGAAAAGCCUACAUUCACAUCAAAAAAGUUGUCAACACUCCCUGAUCUACGCAUUGCAUUAGAUGAAUGGUACGGAGCUUUUGAGACAGAACCUCCGUACGAAGAAGAUGUAGCUGCGCUCGCAAAGUAUUUGAAACGUGUGGUGCUGGAGGAGAAGGACAUAGCUAAAGCAGUUGCUGUAGUUGGCUGGUUAGCAUGGCUGAUAGACAAUCCCACCACUGAAGCACCCAAAACUGACCAUGGUGGAAGCUCAGAAAAAUUAGAUGUAUGCAACACAAUUGUUCAUACAGAGACAAGAGAGGUAUGGAUUAAGGCGCUUCAGAGCCUUCGUGAUAAUAUUAGCGAUGCUGUUCAAGAACGGGGUUUGCCUCCUGUUGAAUUUACUUGA
Messenger RNA from Paracoccidioides brasiliensis Pb18, 3444 nucleotides. RefSeq lists its product as uncharacterized. The record is from RefSeq and is a predicted model, not a curated record. Gene Ontology annotation, molecular function: damaged DNA binding; deoxycytidyl transferase activity; DNA-directed DNA polymerase activity. The coding region runs from base 1 to 3444 and encodes 1147 amino acids. The transcript has a single exon. Gene Ontology annotation, cellular component: nucleus. Gene Ontology annotation, biological process: error-free translesion synthesis; error-prone translesion synthesis.